CAGGGCUCUGCACCACAAUUUGCCCUGACAGAUCCAUUUGAAACUACCGGAGCAGCUUUUUGCUGCUUUUUGUGCAGCUGGAACCGGCAGGGCCACAUUCGUGGAAAGGCUUUUUUGAUCGCUGUGGAUAAAUGAGAAUUGUUUCCAGCUUUUAAAGCAUGGUAUAUGCCAGGCACAUCCUCUCUGGACACCGUGUGUUCCUGAGUGUGUCCCAGCCCAUUGUCCCCUGGCAGGACUGGUGGUGAGUGGGAGGAGAGGCAGAGCCCAGCCUUCCUCCAUGACCUGGGGCAGGAGGAUGUCAGCGGACACCCGGCUCUUGUCUUUGAGGAUGGGAGGUGGGUGCUCUUUGCUGACCCCCCCACCAGUCUGCUGAGGAUCUCAUGUUCAGCUCGCCCUCUUGUCUCUCAGUUGUGCUGGUGUGUUAUCCUUGGACUGCAGAAGAUUUUUUUCCUUUUUAACUUUAAAUCUUAAGAAGGAAAUACAAUCUAUUCACUGAACGGCUGGAUGACAUGAAGCACGUGUGAGUGGUACAAAGACCCUGGAAUUAAAGGCAGACAGGCAAGCUGAUGUAUGUGAUGCACAACUCCGAAUACCCCCUCAGCUGCUUCGCUCUCUUUGAAAAUGGUCCCUGCCUUAUAGCAGAUGCCAACUUUGAUAUCCUCAUGGUGAAGUUGAAAGGCUUCUUCCAAAAUGCCAAGGCAAACAAGAUAGAGAGCCGGGGCACCCGCUACCAGUACUGUGACUUCUUGGUGAAGGUGGGCACGGUUACAAUGGGGCCCAGUGCCCGUGGGAUAUCUGUAGAGGUGGAGUACUGUCCCUGCGUGAUAGCCAACGACUGCUGGAACCUGCUCAUGGAGUUCAUGCAGAGCUUCAUGGGGAACCACACUCCCGGUAUCCCGUCCGUGUUCGGCACCAAGCACGACAGCAUCUACAGCCCAGGAGACACGAUGGUUCAGUACAUGGAGCUGUUCAACAAGAUCCGCAAGCAGCAGCAGGUGCCUGUAGCGGGGAUCAGAUGAAAGGACUCCCCUGGAGCCUGGUUUAGAGCAAGUGCAUCCUCUUUUCUGCCUGCCCAUCUGGAUCAGGAGUUCCUCCAAAAAGUGGCACUGGAGGCAGCCCAAGGUUUAUUUUUUCUUCUCAGUCUCUUUCCCCCUGUUUCAAAGCAAAGGUUUUGAACGCUGUGCAUAUUUCUUGUUGUUCUUCAUGGUUUUGAGUAUGUCUGGGAUCGGGCCUGUGGUUCUGGCGGUUCUUUGUACCAUGCUUCAUGCAGGGGAUUACUGUUCGUCAGCAGGAGGGAACAGCAGAAUUUCCAGCCAAACACAUGCAAGGGCAGAGUUUUCUUGACUGCAAACAGCUACAUGAGAGAUUUUUAUUUUAAAAAAAUUUUUAGAUAGCCACGUGAAAGAGUCUUGUUAUUUUUCAUCAAAAUAAAAAGCUGUAUUUUGUGAGGA
Falco peregrinus (peregrine falcon) is the source of this 1451-nucleotide messenger RNA. RefSeq names its product mediator complex subunit 20 (gene MED20). Gene Ontology annotation, biological process: regulation of transcription by RNA polymerase II. The record is from RefSeq and is a predicted model, not a curated record. Lineage: Eukaryota; Metazoa; Chordata; Aves; Falconiformes; Falconidae. The transcript is spliced from 3 exons. Gene Ontology annotation, molecular function: transcription coactivator activity. Gene Ontology annotation, cellular component: mediator complex. The coding region runs from base 567 to 1019 and encodes 150 amino acids.